Abrus precatorius (Indian licorice) is the source of this 1873-nucleotide messenger RNA. RefSeq names its product beta-amyrin 28-monooxygenase-like. Lineage: Eukaryota; Viridiplantae; Streptophyta; Magnoliopsida; Fabales; Fabaceae. The record is from RefSeq and is a predicted model, not a curated record. Gene Ontology annotation, molecular function: oxidoreductase activity, acting on paired donors, with incorporation or reduction of molecular oxygen; heme binding; iron ion binding. Gene Ontology annotation, biological process: sterol metabolic process. The transcript has 4 exons. Bases 242 to 1687 code for a protein of 481 amino acids.
UCAGGAUGAAUAGAAAAUGAAAGAGAAUAUGCUAUAGUUGUUCAGAGUUUGAAGGCCUUUUAAGUCUUCCUUGUUGAUUUAUAUACAGUUUCGGUGGUUCAGUCUACAAAGAGCAAACUCGCUCUGUAUUUCAUCCAUCUUAAACCUCAGUUUUGCUGGUUCCUAGAUUUGUCUCUAGUUUGUCCUUUUUUUUGUGCCCUUCUAUCAAUAGUUAAGGACUAUAUACUAAUAUAGGCUAGCUAUGGUGGUGACCAACCUUGUAGUCUUGCCAGCAGUUAUACUAUUCCUUGUCCUUUGUCUACAUUUCAUCAUAAAAAUUGUCAAAUUUAGAAAGCAUGCAAACCUGCAUCUUCCUCCCGGAAGUUUAGGAUGGCCUAUUGUUGGAGAAACCUUUGAUUUUAUGCGUACAUGUCUUGAUGGAAGCAUGUUAAGGUUCAUAAAAGAGAGAAUGGACAAAUAUGACUCAAGGGUGUUCAAGACUUCAGUGUUUGGAAAUCCUAUAAUUGUGUUUUGUGGUGCAGCUGGGAACAAGUUCUUAUUCAGCAACGAGAACAAGAAUGUCCAAGUGUGGUGGCCUAGCUCGGUGAGGAAGCUGCUGAGGUUGUCUCUUGUUACUAAGGUUGGUGAUGAAGCAAAGAUGGUGAGAAGGUUGCUCAUGAGCUUUCUUAAUGCAGAAACACUCAGAAAUUACUUGCCAAAAAUGGAUAGCAUUGCUCAGCGCCAUUUAGACAAACAUUGGGAAGGAAAGGAGCAGGUGCAUGUCUAUCCCAUAGUACAGCUAUACACGUUUGAAUUGGCCUGUUGCUUAUUUUUAAGCAUCGAAGACUCUAUCCAGAUAGCAAAGCUUUCAUUAAAAUUUGAUGAAUUUCUGAAAGGGAUUAUUGGCUUCCCCAUCAACAUUCCUGGAACAAGGUUUCAUCGGGCAAUGAAAGCUGCAAGUGCAAUAAGGAAAGAAAUUAAAAUGAUUCUAAAGAAAAGGAAAGUGGAUUUGGAAGAGAAGAGGGCAUCACCAACCCAAGACCUUCUAUCACAUAUGCUUGUUACGUCUGACACCAAUGGAAGGUUUAUGACCGAAAUGGAGAUAAUUGAUAACAUACUUCUUCUACUUUUUGCUGGCCAUGACACUUCUAGGUCAGUGUUAUCACUGGUCAUGAACUAUCUAGGACAGUUACCUGAAGUUUAUGAGAAUGUGUUGAAAGAACAACUUGAAAUUAGUCAAGGGAAAGAGGCAGGGCAUUUUUUGCAAUGGGAAGAUGUUCAGAAAAUGAAAUACUCUUGGAAUGUUGCAUCUGAAGUCAUGAGGCUGUCGCCACCUGUAGGUGGUGCUUACAGAGAAGCUAUAAAGGAUUUCACCUAUGCUGAUUAUAACAUCCCUAAAGGGUGGAAGUUGCAUUGGAGCACUGGUUCAUCACACAUGGAUCCAACACUCUUCUCAAAUCCUGAAAUUUUUGAUGCCUCAAGAUUUGAAGGAGCAGGGCCUACACCCUUUUCAUAUGUUCCAUUUGGAGGAGGACCGAGAAUGUGUUUGGGGCAAGAGUUUGCAAGACUAGAGAUACUUGUGUUUAUGCAUUACAUUGUGAAACGGUUCAAGUGGGAUCUGGUGAAUCCCAAUGAGAAGUUUAGGUAUGAUCCCAUGCUAGAACCAGAAAAAGGACUUGCACUUCGACUUCACCGCUGUCAUUUCUAGCCAAGUUCCUUCACCAUUCACAUAGUUGAAUUUUGUUUUUGUAUCUGCUUCCACAUGUUCUACAGUCUAGUAGCUUCAAUAGAACUUCAAUUAUUUUGAUAUGUACUCAGCAUACAUAGUUCAUAUCUAUGCUUUCUUAACAUUGGUUUUGCAGGAAGGAAUAAUAGAAGCAGUUAACAAUGUGUU